ACGCAAAGUUGUACUGAUAGUAUUCUUGCUGCCCCAAAUAAAUGGAUGAAACAUCUGCAGAAAGGGCAAAUGAGAACACUGGUAAACAAAGAAACAACGCGGGACCGUUACCAAAGAUUCUUUACGACUUGUUUCUGAAUUGUCUUUGCGCGCGUUCCGCAGCCACCCUCCCUAAGUGGCAAUGUUGUUGGCCCAGCGGACCCGAAUUAAAAGCGGCGGGUUUUCCGAAACCCAGAGGUGGAAUAACAAGACGAGAAAGGUUUAAAAGCUGGGCUGAACGCAUGGAUGUACGCUUUGACGCCGAAGCAAACUGUCAUGUACUCGUUUAUAAGAGAACUGGAAAGAUUAUUAUACCAAUGGAAGAGUUUCAAACAGUGGUGCGGAAAGUUCAUUCGAUGGGACAUUACGAUGCAAGGAAAACCUUUUCUAUGAUACAAGAAAAAUACACAGUGGGCCACAGAGACUUUGGAAUUGACAAAAGUAUUAUCAGUGUUGUAGUAGAAACAUGUCCUAACUGCCUUAUGAAAGAAAAACUUACAAAUGGACUCAGAAAUGGUGAUAAUUGUCAACUGGAACAUGAAAGACUUUCCCCAGUAACUUACAAUGGGAAGUUUUUAAGUGAUGCAAAAUCAAUGGUUGCCAAUGCUCCUGAUAGCAAGUGCAUAUGGUUUGAUAAAUCAGUCCUCACAGAUAAUCAAGAUUUUAACAGUAAACUUAGAGGUUUGAUUAAUGAACUGAGAGGAGAGUUAGGAGCUGUUCUGAGAGGAAGCAGAGAUGCAAGGGAUAGACUUUUAAAAAAAAUAUCCAUCACACAAUUCGUUAUCAAUGAACACAAAAGUUCAUCACAGCAAUCUACAGAAAUACCGGAAUAUAAUCAAAAAUUUAUUGAUGACAUGAAAUCUCUACUAGAAAGCUACAGAAUUCAAGGUAGAGAAAAGCUGUUUCUCGCCGAUAUGGAACUUCUUGCCGGAGCCUACAAAACAGCAGGCUAUACGGACUUGUUUCUCCAAAGUGUGGAGGCACUCAUACGUUCAUUGGUAUCCAGAUGACACAUGCUAUGUGGCUGGAAAUUAACAUGUUCGUGUUUUGUUUUACCUGUUUUUUUCCCGCGCGCCUUCUCGUUCGUGCGCGUUGUUCCCACGCGUCCUAUCAAUGCAUUCGAGUCUGGUUCUCUGUUUGCGCCCCUUGAUUAUUAUAAUUGUUUGAUUUCCUGGGGCAUUAUUCCCCCUGAAUACAAAAGCAAAGUGAUGCUAAGCUCCGUCGUUAGGAAUUGACUGAAAUAAAAAGUUUUCUUUAAAAUUCGAUUCAACUGGUAUCUAAUGUCUGAGUCAAAACAAGGACUCACCGAAAUUUGGACCAAAGUUAUGUAAAUUAAUCAGAACACUUCAUUUUCUCUCUGCCUCGCGCGAAACGUGUAAAGGUAUCAGAUGUAAGCGAUGCAGUGCAUGCUUUCCUGAAACCAGGGAAGAAACCUUCUACCAGCAUUUUAACAGCUUAUGAUCGAGACAUUAUAAUUCUUCCAGGAUCCGAAGCGUUCAGGACAAAAUGAUUACAUGUAUUUUUUUAAAUGGAUUAUGCCCUUGAAAACAAGAAAAAUUAAAACACCUAUCAUCAAACAACAGAAGCUAAAAAGGAUCAAAUACGAGGUUUCGUCUAGAACACUCGAGACAGAGUUAGAAUUCCGUUGUCGUGAACAUGAAUAAAGGGGUUUCUUUCUAAAGAAACUGUGGUGUUGCAUCGGUGAGGGGUGUUACAUGGUAAUUUGGUUCUAUGAACUGAAUUGAUAAUGUAAACUAGCCACCAUAAAGAGUUUCUAAGCUCACGUUUCAAGCGUUCGCCCUCCGUCAGAGCGAAUGACGAAGGGCUAGCGCUUGAAAGGUGAGCUUUAGAAACUUUUUACGACAGUCAAUAUACAAUUUCAACUCAGUUCAUAAAAUCAAAUUGUUUUUCAUGAACAGAGGCUACUUCGAAGAGGUUCUUCGCUGGUUACAUCGACGUGGCUUCUUCAAUUGCUUCUAAUAUUUGAUUGUUCUUUUGUUUGCGUUUGUUGAUGAUUAAACAAUGAUA
Pocillopora verrucosa is the source of this 2067-nucleotide messenger RNA. RefSeq lists its product as uncharacterized. The record is from RefSeq and is a predicted model, not a curated record. Lineage: Eukaryota; Metazoa; Cnidaria; Anthozoa; Scleractinia; Pocilloporidae.